Molecule: messenger RNA, 1971 nt
Organism: Oldenlandia corymbosa var. corymbosa
Lineage: Eukaryota; Viridiplantae; Streptophyta; Magnoliopsida; Gentianales; Rubiaceae
Source: the annotation of a GenBank genome assembly
ACACACACACACACACACACACAUCUGACUUUAGAAAAGAUAUCUCCGCCUCUCUCUAUAUAUAAGAGAUAUAUGUUGUGCUUGUGUUUUCCUAGCUAGCUAGUCACAAAGAUCAGAAUCCCUAUAUAAUCAAUGGGAAACCAUGGCUAUUUCAUGCUUCUUCUUGUCCUAAGCAUUUUACUACCUUGUUCAGUUUCAUCGACCACUAGACGUUUUAAAUUCAAUGUGGGGUGGAAAAAAGUUACACGUUUGUGUCACACCAAGUCGAUACUUACUGUUAACGGAGAAUAUCCAGGGCCGACGAUUGUUGUUCAUGAAGGGGAUAAUGUUGAAGUGAAGGUCACAAACCAUGUUGCUCUGAACACCACUAUCCAUUGGCAUGGAAUAAGGCAAUAUAGAACUGGAUGGGCAGAUGGUCCAGCAUACAUAACUCAAUGUCCAGUUUCAUUCGGUAAAUCUUACACCUACAAAUUCACCGUGGUCGAUCAAAGAGGAACUCUCUGGUGGCAUGCUCAUCUUUCAUGGCAACGUGCAACUGUUAACGGAGCUUUCAUAAUCUUGCCUCGCAUGCCCUACCCUUUUCCCGUUCCAAUUCAGAAAGAGAUUCCGAUUAUUUUUGGUGAAUGGUGGAAUUCAGAUGUUAUAGCAAUAGAAAAUGAAAUGAUUCAGACUGGGGAUGGCCCUAACUCUUCGGAUGCAUACACCAUCAAUGGUUUGCCAGGACCUUUAUAUUCUUGCUCUCUAAAAGAUACUUUCAUACAAACAGUGGAGUAUGGGAAAACAUACUUAUUGAGGAUCAUCAAUGCAGCACUCAAUGAUGAACUCUUCUUUGCCGUAGCCAACCACACUUUAACUGUAGUAGAAAUUGAUGCAACUUACACAAAACCCUUUACAACAGAAGCCAUAAUGAUCACUCCAGGACAAACCACAAAUGUGUUACUCACUGCAAAUCAACAACAACAACAACAACAAAAAACUGCAUCAGAUUCCACAGGAUCAAUGUUUGUAAUGGCAGCAAGGCCUUACCUAACUUCAGUUUUCCCCUUUGAUAAUUCCACCACAAUCGGCUUCCUACAUUACAAAUCCACCACCAAAACAGAACCAUCAUCAUCAAUUCAGCCUCCAUUCCCACCUUAUACUUUACCAAAAAAUCUUCCUGCCAUGGAAGACACUAAAUUCGCCACCGAUUUCGCCGACAAUCUGAGAAGCCUUGCAUCUUUUCAGUACCCCUGUAAAGUACCCAAAACAGUUGAUAAAAAAGUAAUCACAACUAUAAGUCUCAAUCUUCAAGAUUGCCCGGUGAAUGAAAACUGCAAAGGGUAUCUAAACAAGCGGUUUUUGGCUUCAAUGAACAACCAAUCCUUCGUUAGGCCGUCCAUGUCGAUUUUAGAAAGCCAUUACAAGAACCUGAAAUCGGGUCAUCUGUUUUCCGGUUUCCCUGAAAAGCCUCCGAAUCCUUUUAACUAUACUGGGGUGGAUCCAGUCAAAGAGAACAUGAACACGGAAUUUGGAUCAAAGCUCAUAGUUGUACCAUUUGGGACAAAGCUGGAAAUUGUUCUACAAGACACAAAUUUCCUGAAUCCAGAGAACCAUCCGAUUCACAUUCACGGGCAUAAUUUUUUCAUCGUGGGCAGGGGAUUUGGGAAUUAUGACGCUGAAAAAGAUCCAUUAGGCUACAAUCUGGUGGACCCGCCGGAGCGGAAUACGGUGGCGGUUCCGGUGGGUGGAUGGGCGGCGCUCAGGAUCAAUGCAGAUAAUCCAGGGGUUUGGUUCAUACAUUGCCAUCUUGAAGAACAUACUACAUGGGGUUUAGCCAUGGGUUUGAUUGUGCAAGGUGGCAAGAAUCCAUCUCAACGGUUGCUUCCUCCUCCACCUGAUUUUCCACCUUGCUGAGGACUAUGGAUCUUUGCAACGGAUUUUUCUUUUUUUUUUUUUUUUUGUAUUUUAAAGUGCAGUUUUGUUUUGAUUAUU